UUGUCCUAAAUAUCCGAUGCAGUACUCAGUGAACUCGAGUGAAGAAGCUGUCUCUUGUUGUUCAAUUUGGAAUGCCUGCUGUUCUAUAAAAACACACAACGACGAUGAUAAGACAUUAGCGACAAAUGCAGAAGAUAUAUACUCAGAUCCGGUUGAGAGACAGCCAAGUCUUAGUGAAAUAACCACCCUUAGACAAGAAAAUAAUGAGCUACGAAAAAGAUUAAGCAGAUUGGUGUCAGCUCAACUAACAAACAACAAUCCAAAUAUCGUCGACCUCAGUGACAAUAACAGACCUACAAAACUGGCCGAGCAGUACUCAGAACUUUAUGACAAUGCCUGGACCGAAUGUUAUGAGUGUCUCACGAAAACACUCUCGUGGCAAGAACAAAGGACGGUACUUUGGAUUAGGAACCUCUUUCUUACAAUCUUUGAAUCUUGUUGUAAACGGGCAAAAGAUGAUUUAGAAGAGGUACAUACAUUGCUACAACAUUUUCAGCCGCAGCCCAACAUAGAAAUGAUGAAGCAGUUGAAAGAAGACAGAAAGAAAACAUUCCGAACGCAUUUGGACAGAAUAAAACAUAAGCUCCUCGAAGACAUACGCAACCGUUUCUCAGAAUCCGUGAAGGCCAUCGACUUGUCACGCAUAUUUAUUAACGAAAGUAUUGAGUUGUGUUGGCUCAUGGUCAUCCAAGACCCACCCGUCUGGGUAGAUACAGACGUAGACAUACACGGACAGGCCUUUGAUUAUAACCGCUACAAGCCAUAUACAGUUAACGGAAAACUCGUUGAUUAUGUUGUGUGGCCGGCGAUGUUUCUGCACGAAAGAGGUCCUUUGUUAUUCAAGGGCGUUGCACAGGGGACGAACACUCCAGUGAAAGAGAACAAUAGCAGUAUGAACAUCAAUACUGGCACCGAUGAUAUAAAACCUGUUUAAACAUAUACAUGUGGAAAACCACUAAACUUAAAAUACUGUUUUAAGCGAUUAUUUACAUAAAAAUAUAUUAUUUA
Mya arenaria is the source of this 1008-nucleotide messenger RNA. RefSeq lists its product as uncharacterized. Bases 17 to 934 code for a protein of 305 amino acids. Gene Ontology annotation, cellular component: mitochondrial outer membrane. The transcript is spliced from 7 exons. The record is from RefSeq and is a predicted model, not a curated record. Lineage: Eukaryota; Metazoa; Mollusca; Bivalvia; Myida; Myidae. Gene Ontology annotation, biological process: mitophagy by internal vacuole formation; mitochondrial protein catabolic process.